Messenger RNA from Biomphalaria glabrata, 5851 nucleotides. Its product is annotated as ATP-binding cassette sub-family C member 5-like. The record is from RefSeq and is a predicted model, not a curated record. Gene Ontology annotation, cellular component: membrane. The transcript has 33 exons. Bases 952 to 5394 code for a protein of 1480 amino acids. Gene Ontology annotation, molecular function: ATP binding; ABC-type transporter activity; ATP hydrolysis activity. Gene Ontology annotation, biological process: transmembrane transport. Lineage: Eukaryota; Metazoa; Mollusca; Gastropoda; Planorbidae.
CAUUAAACUGAAUUAAGUUUGUGCCUGUAAUGUGACCAGGUAUGUAAAACGUUUAGUGUACUGCGUACAGGUACAAUAAGACGCGUGUGUACAUACGGGACUCGGAAGAGGUGUUUAUCUUACAACGUGGGACGGUUCACAGGCAGUGUCGAUGUGAUAACAGAGCUGAACAUGUGACGGGGAUGUACCAGUAAUUACAUAGUGUGCCCUAUUUAAGCUCUUGCUACAGAUGAUAUGUAGAUCUAUCUAAGUUUAGUUUGUUGUGCUCCACGAUUUUCUUAAUGAUCUCUAUAGAUCUAUAUGUCUAUAUGCUGGAUUUAAUGCGGUGCUUUCUUAUCAUUUACGUAACAGGUUUUGUUUCUACUUUCUUACUAUGUAAUGGAACAUUGGUUUCGAUUCUUCAGUAGGUCAAAUGUGACCUCGACGUCCUAUCAGCUCUAGACUCUAUUCUUCCGGCUCAAAAUUUAAGUUAACGUUUUCAGGUUAUCCCUAUCAGACGAAAUCUGACACCAUCUGAAAUCCUUCCGUGUUAAAUCCAGUAAGGAAGUCAGGCUGGGAAUGCUGCUAUAAAAGUUGUGUGCUUUACAAGUUUCGAUACAAAUGCAUGUAAUGGUGAUUCCGAAAGAGGAUAUUUUUAAAACCUGAAAUAAACUUUUGAGGAUAUUAUUAGUAUCUUGAUAGAGGAGUCCCUGUUCAUUGUGCGGUUAUUUGUAGUCUAUUCAGAGAGCAGAAAAAGAUUGUUUUUUGUGCUUUUGUCUGUUGGCACGGUCGUCGACCAUUGAAUGCUAUAUCUUCAGUAGACAUUAUCACGUGCGGGAGUUGUCUGCAAUUUAUCCCCCUUCUGUUACAACUGUGGAUAUAUCUUUCUAUUAUUACUUUGUGGCAACCUUUAGAGCCGAUAUCAGCGUCGACGUCACCGGGGAUGGCUACGUAGCUCUAGGGAUAAAUGGAAUGGAAGCUAAAAUCAAAAUGGCGAAGACACACAAACAGAGUGUGGAUAAAAAGAGUAGGAAUGGUGUGGUCCGUUCUAUCAGCCAGACGCUGGAGCAACGGCAUGCCAUACACAAUGGCGGGAAAUUUAUUCUCAAAGUGCCCAUCAGUCGAGCCGGCCUCUUGUCCAGAGCCUCGUUUUGGUGGAUGUGGGGCAUCAUGCUUGGUUUGUACAAACAUGGGCUGAGCAGUCUUUCGACCUUGUCUUGGUGGAAUGAAGAUUCUACCGAGACCAGUGUCCAGAGAUUGGAAAAAUGUUGGAAUGAGGAGCUGGCGGAUAAAAGUCCAAGCCAGGCGUCACUUAGACGUGCCAUCAGGAGAGCUUUCAAAUUUCAGCUUCUGAGGGCUGUUUUAGUCAUAUGUAUCACCUUGUCAUUUUCAUUUAUUGGAUCUGCUUGUAUUCUUAGACUUUUGCUUGACCACAUUUCAUCGAAUGAACCAGACAUCAAAAUUGGAAUAAUCAUCGUCAUCGCUCUCAUAGUGUGUGAAUUUUGUAGAUCUUUUACAUUUUCUUUAACAUGGAGUCUUAAUUACAUGAAUGGAAUGAGAGGAAGGGCAGCUGCAAUGGGUUUACUUUACAAGAAAAUACUCAAUUUAAGAAGUUUACAAGACAAGAAAAUAGGGGAGUUGGUCAAUAUGUUUAGUCAUGAUGGUCAAAGAGUUUUUGAAGCUCUGGUCAAUGGACCUUUCACAGUGGGAGGACCCUUUAUCUUUCUAGCUGGUUCUAUCUAUCUUGGACUGCUGAUGGGUCUGUGGGCUCUCGUGGGCAUUGGAACAUAUAUUUUUGUUUUUGUUGUCAUGAAAUUUUUAAAUGAUGGCAUUGAACAUUUUAGAACUAAAGCAGUCAAUUUGACAGGUCAAAGGGUUGGUUUGAUGACAGAAGUUUUAACAUGUAUGAAGUUAAUUAAGAUGAAUGGAUGGGAGUCAUCAUUUAUUGAAAGAAUAACAGAGAGAAGGAAGAAAGAAAGGGUGGCCCUAGAAAGAUGUUCCUUCUUGAAAAGUGUUGUAACUUCAUUAGUUCCCAUGAUUCCUGUUAUUGCCUCUGUUGUUAUGUUUCUUGGUUACAUCCUAUCUGGCAAUCACUUGACUGCCGCAAGGGCUUUCACAGUAAUAUCAGUAUUUUAUGCCAUGAGUUUCUCUUUGGCGUCUGCUUUAUAUGGUGUACAAACACUUAUAGAUGUCUCAGUGGCAAUGACAAGAUAUCAAGAAAUUCUCAUAAUGCCAGAAAAAAGUGUGUAUGAGAAGCCAAAAGAUGAAACAGUCGCUGUUGAGUUAAAUAUGGCAACUUUGACAUGGGAGUCCAUUGAUGAGGAAGACAUGGAAGCUACAGAUGAAGACAGCAUUAUUGCAGGGCUGAAGCCAGAAGAUGUGAAGAUACUUACAACCAAAUCUCCACUGCCCAAUCAGAACACAUUUAACUUUAACAUAUCUUCUAACCCUGACAUUGUUGAGAGUGCCACUGCACUGUUGCCCAAACCAAAGAAGGGGAGAGAAUCAAUGGACACAUUAAGCUUGUUGGUUCCUGCCCUUCAAGAAAUUGACAUAACAGUGAAAAGGGGAGAACUCAUUGGUAUAUGUGGAAUGAAAGGUGGUGGUAAAAGCUCUUUACUGGCUGCAAUUUUAGGAAGAAUGCAGAUUCUAGAUGGUGAUUUAAAAGUCAGUGGCUCCAUUGCUUUUGUAAGUCAAGAUCCCUGGAUAGUGAAUGGAACUGCAAAAGAAAACAUUUUAUUUGGUCUACCGUAUGAUAAAGAAAAAUAUGACAGAAUUAUUAAAGCCACCAAACUGGAUAUAGACUUUGAAACAUUUAGUGCCAAAGAUGGGGUAGAGAUAGGUGACAGAGGUCUAACAUUAUCUGGUGGACAGAAACAAAGGAUAUGUCUUGCUAGAGCUAUAUAUAGUGACUCUGAUAUCUUGCUGCUUGAUGAUCCACUUGCUACUGUCGAUGUCAACAUGGGACGACACAUUUUUGCACAGUGCAUCAAAACCAUCUUGCAUGAUAAGACAGUUUUUAUGGUCACUCAUCACCUUGAGUAUUUGCCCAAAUGUGACAAAGUUCUGUACAUGCAUGAAGGUCGGGUGGUCACUUUUGGCAGCCAUGCAGAUCUGAUGACUAAAAAAGGUGCUUAUUCUGAGUUGUUCACCCUUUACAACAACAAAUAUGACAGAAUUCUUAAAGAAAGAAUGUUAUACAGGGAUAGAAAGGAAGUGCGGAUGGUCCCACAGCGAGGUUUCUCCAGAGUGUCUGAGAAAGUACUGAACCAUCAGCUGAGUAUGAUUUCUAUGACAGCAGGAGGUAUUCAGCAUCAAUUCAGUGUGGUCUCUUCAACCAGUUUAGUGCCAGAUUACGAGCAUUUGGAUCUUGAUGAUCUGACAUCCACUGGAAGUAAAUUGGAUUGUAUGGUUAAAACCAGCACCUACAAGACAUAUAUCAAGGCCAUGGGAGGUGUGGCCAUAUUCAUCUUGUUGUUGUUCAGCUUUUUAGUCAGCAUUGCAAUCCAGUCACUCACAACAGGCUAUCUGGCAUAUUGGCUUGACCAGGGGUCAGGGUUAAUGGUGUCAAAUAUCUCCAGUGUGAAUGUCAGUGCUGCCAGUUUCCAUGCUGACAACAUCACUGAUAGUGUCUUGGAUAAUCCACAUAUUAACACUUAUGCAUUUGUUUAUGGAAUGUUCUUACUUGCAAUGUUGAUCAUUCUAGUUGGCAGGUCUCUUGUAUUUGUAAAGUUAUUGUUAAGAGCAUCAACAUCCCUGCAUCAGAAACUGGUCAAGAAAACUUUACAGAGUCCUAUGAAAUUUUUUGAUGCUACACCAAUUGGUAUAAUACUCAAUAGAUUCUCAGCAGACAUGGAUGAGAUUGAUGUGCGUCUGCCUGCCAACUGUGAACUUUUUCUCCAAAAUGUGUUCCUAGUUUUAUCUGCCUUAGUCUUAAUCUCCAUAGUGUUCCCAUUUGAUCUCCUGGCCAUCUUGCCUCUGAUGGUCAUAUUUGGAGUCCUGGCACAUAUGUUUGCACCAAUUCUUCAACAGCUUAAAUUCAUGGACAAUGUCACAAGGUCACCUUACUUGAGUCACCUCGCUGCUUCUGUUGAAGGCAUUGCCACCAUCAAUUCAUUUAAUCAGGGUCCAAGAUUUUAUCAAAAAUUUUGUGAUUUAGUCAAUCGCAACAGCAUACCUUUCUUCUUGUUCUAUGCAGCCAAUCGUUGGAUCGCUGUUUUCUUAGACUGCAUGACUAUUGUUGUUAUUGGGGCAACUGGCGUACUUAUAGUGUUGAAUCUAAGUCCAGAAAAUAGUUCAGAGGCUGGACUUGCAUUAUCUUUUGCUAUACAGAUAACAAGUCUUGUCCAGUAUUCUUUAAGACUAUCUAUGGAGACUAUAUCACGAUUCUCUUCAGUGCAGAGGAUACAGGACUGUGUAGAGAACUUCCAGUCUGAGGGAAGUGUUAUUAACAAUCCCCAAAUACCCCCAGCCAGCUGGCCAAGUGAAGGGGCCAUCACAUUCAAGCAGUAUAAGAUGAGGUAUAAUGAUGGCCAGCCACCAGUCAUUAAAGGCAUAAGUGUAAACAUUCAGGCCAAGGAAAAAAUUGGAAUAGUGGGAAACUCUGGCUCAGGGAAGUCAUCACUGGGUGUUGCACUGUUUCGCUUGUCUGAGGCAGCUUCAGGAACCAUAACUAUUGACAACAUUAACAUUCGUGAUGUGCCCCUUGAGAUUUUGAGAUCAAGGUUAUCUAUCCUUGUUCAGGAUCCAGUGUUAUUUACAGGAACAGUUAGAUACAAUCUUGAUCCAUCCAACACUAUCAAAGCAGAUGAUAUACUUUGGCAAGCCUUAGACAAAUGUCACAUUAAAAAUAAGAUUGAGUCUUUGGAGUGUGGCCUUGACACACUAGUUGAAGAAAAUGGUAGAAAUUUUUCAAUGGGUGAAAGACAACUUUUAUGUUUAGCCAGAAUUUUACUUCGCAACACCAAAAUUUUAGUUUUGGAUGAAGCCACAGCAUCAGUGGAUGCCACAACAGAGGCUCUGGUUCAGCAGACUAUCAAGGAAUGUUUCCAGAACUGUACAGUGUUGAUGAUUGCUCAUAGAAUCAAUACAGUCUGGGACUGUGACAAAAUCUUGGUCAUGGAACAAGGAAAGAUGGUAGAGUUCAAUCAUCCCACAGUAUUACUGCAAAAAUCGUUUUCACGUUUUAAAUCCAUGUUUGAGAUGUUGAAAUCCCAGCCACGUGGAGCAUCCAUCAAUGAGGAUCCACUGCCAACCACCACAUCAAGAGCUUCGUCUUCUCCUCGACUGCCCUCAUCUCCCCACUUGCCAUCCCCACUUCAACAUACUCCGACAUCCUCCCCAUUUGGUGAACUUUCACCACUCAAAGAUGAGUCCUAUGAUGAUAGUGAUGAAAAUGAUGAUGCAUUGGUGUGAACAAAGUGAAUCUGUGCAUGAAAUUAAUUGAACUGCAAGAUUUCCAUUUCAUUCUCUCUUUUAUGAUAAUUGGAGGUCAAUAUACUAUGGUCUCAAUGAAACCUAAAUUAUCUGGCUUGUGUAUAGGCUUGAGAGAAAUUUAUUUUAACACUAAUUAUCUCAGGCUUUACCAGUCUCUGACCUCAGUUCUCUGCUCCUUGAAGCCCUACUAGACAUUAAUGAACUUGAUGUAGAAAAGAGAAUAUUUUUUUUUACUGAAAGUGGCUUCAUCAUUUGAAUCAAUGUACAAAAUGUGUUGGAUGCAGACUUAAAAGUGGAUGGGAAAAUAUAAAGUGAGGAUUUAGUGAUUUGUGCAUGCUAAAGCACUGCUGCCAUAAAGAAGGUUCUGAACCUGUUUCUGUAUACUAUGUAUAUCAAUUUUUAAAUGAUCUAAAGACAGCAAGAAACUAGCACUAAA